CUCCCUCCGUUCGCCUGCUGACUGUGCUCACUGAAGACGCCCUUAGCAACAACACAAAGCUCCGUCGAAUAAGAUACUCUCGUCACUCUGAAGGAUUUACACAGUGCAGAUUUACUGCACUCACUUCAGGUGAAGCUUCCUGCGAGGAGGAUCCUCCGCUUGUUUCUGCUGGAAACAUGAGGUUUGUGAACAGCUAGCGAGCUAGCCUGUUUUCUGGCUAGCCGUGACCGGAGACGAGCACAGCAGCCCCAAGCUGUCCCGAAGGAGGACAAUUCCUGGGUGUUCGACGAGUGGUUGCAUCGCUGUUUGCUAACUACCAAGUCAGCUAACCGGGACGGGAAUGGUGCUCUGGAUCGACUCAUUGUACCGUCAGAGAAAGGCGAGGGGCACGCGGGUCAGACAAGCUAUCUGUAACAUUUGGACUCAAACUACUUUCAGCAGAGGGAGCGGCUCCCGUCCGGACGAGUGUUUUUGUGGCUGCGCGAGCUAGCUGACUAGCUAGCCGAGGGAAACGACCCCCCACCGACUGUUGAGGUUUUUCAGACUGCUACAAAGGCUAAUGUUGGCCAGAACCGUGUGUAAAUACACGAUUCUGGGGGUUAUUAAAACAAGGAUGAAUCCCUGUUAAAGCCACAAAGAGAGCUAGUUUACCCCGAAGAGAAAAAACGAGUCAGUUCAUUAUAGUAACUCGAAGGUAUUUGGACUCUUGAAAGCAAAUAUUUUUCAAACAAAGUUUUAAAUGCUGUUAGCUUAGUUUGCUAAGUGAUUUGAACUUUUAUUACAAAAAAAGAGUCCUGGAUUGUUUUUUAACUUUGGAUGCUGGCAUCACCAAGUAAUUGCAAUCAUGAUGAUAAUAAGCAGAAAACCAGAGGGCCCAAUAGCAACAGUACGCCAUGGUGACGGCCUCUACGACUCUUACAUGAGGACAGACCACAUCCUUAAAGACGAAGCAGAUACAAACAGUCCAUCUGGGCUGCCCCCGAUGCCCAAACACACAGUUGUCACUAACAAAGUUGUAAUGCGGGAUCAGGUGACUGUGCGUGGCGGCCAGCUGAAAGUCAAGUACCUGUAUGAGGACUCAACUAAUAACCGAAAGAUCAAUGCCAUUACCACGGCAACCACUCAAAAUGGCGGGAGUGUGGGUCAGACGCCUACUAAGUCUGCCCCAGUCUCCAGCCUGUCCAAGGAGCACAGUGUUGACAGCACUGAUUCCAGUAAAGGCUCCAGUGAAUCUUCUGGCUCACAUGGAGCUGGGAAUGGAGGGAACAGUGCCAAGCUGUGUGGCCCACUCACACCUGACCAGGCUCUGAGACUGUACCGAUCCCAGCUUAGCCCCCUGGAACAGACAGAGAUCCACUCCUACCCAGAUAUCUACUUUGUGGGACCUAAUGCCAAGAAGAGGCCUGGCAUUGUUGGAGGCAGCAACAACUGUGGCUACGAUGACGAGCAGGGUGGUUACAUUAAUGUUCCCCAUGACCACCUGGCUUACCGCUACGAGUUCCUGAAGAUAAUCGGUAAGGGUAGCUUUGGCCAGGUGGCUAAAGUAUAUGACCACAAGCUGCAGCAGCACCUGGCUUUAAAAAUGGUGCGUAACGAGAAGCGUUUCCACCGGCAGGCGCAGGAGGAAAUCCGGAUCCUGGAGCACCUGCGCAAGCAGGACCGUAACGGCGCUAUGAAUGUUGUGCACAUGCUUGAGAACUUCACCUUCCGCAACCACAUCUGUAUGACCUUUGAGCUGUUGAGCAUGAACUUGUAUGAGCUUAUAAAGCGCAACAAGUUCCAGGGCUUCAGUUUGCCGCUGGUCAGAAAGUUUGCACACUCCAUCCUGCAGUGCCUUGAGGCCCUGAGCAGGCACAGAAUCAUUCACUGUGAUCUCAAGCCAGAGAACAUCCUACUCAAACAGCAGGGCCGCAGCGGCAUCAAGGUGAUUGACUUUGGCUCCAGCUGUUUUGAGCAUCAGCGGGUGUACACCUACAUCCAGUCUCGUUUUUACCGAGCUCCAGAGGUGAUUCUUGGUUCACGUUACGGCCUUCCCAUCGACAUGUGGAGCUUUGGCUGCAUAUUGGCCGAACUGCUGACUGGUUACCCACUGUUUCCCGGUGAAGACGAGGGUGACCAGUUGGCUUGUGUCAUGGAGCUGCUGGGCAUGCCCCCACAGAAGGUUCUAGAGCAGGCUAAAAGAGCAAAGAACUUCAUCAACUCCAAGGGCCACCCUCGCUACUGCGGAGCCAACACCCUGCCAACCGGGGCCACCGUGCUAACAGGGUCUCGUUCACGCCGCGGCAAGAUGAGGGGCCCCCCUGGUAGCAAGGAGUGGAGCGCUGCUCUCAAGGGCUGCGAGGACCCCACGUUUACUGACUUCAUAAAGAAGUGUUUGGACUGGGAUCCCUUGUCCCGCCUCACCCCCAGCCAGGCCCUCAGACACCCCUGGCUGUAUCGCCGGCUUCCCAAACCCUUACCUGGGACAGAAAAGAGCCCAGGGCCUACUGUGAAACGACUUCCCGAGCACCACAGCACCUCCUUUCCCUCCAUCCUGGCCAAAGGAGGGCCUGGCUUAGGCACUACAUCUGCCAGCAACAAACUGAGAAGCAACAUGAUGGGAGAUUCAGUGGAGGCCAUACCUCUUCGCACAGUCCUACCUAAACUUGUCUCAUAAUGGAGAGAGAGAGACAUUCCUCUCUUUCUUCCCUUUUUCCACCUAUGCACUCCUCAGGAGGAGUCAGAGUACUGGAGAAAGUGGUUUUAAAACUUGUUUGGUUGUUCUUUUAUUUGUUUUCCACUGAGAGGUGUCGACACCCCAGUUUCUGGUUUUAAUAUUAGCUAAAGACACAGAGAGAUCAUAAAAGAAGCAUUAAAGUUUUUAUACAGAGGAUUUCCUCGAGUGGCUGUGGAAUUUCUGCACACAGCCUACUGAUAAGGUUUGAUUUAGACUAUGCUUUUUAAAAAAAACCUCCUUUGUGUGAGUGGACAGCUUUGUUGAUGAGAAAAUGUUUUUAACCUGUGCUUGAUCUCACUUGAGUGUCGUGUUUGAGCAAAGCACACUCAAACACACUUGCACUGUCAUUUGCCUCACUUCACAAUCGCAGGAUGCUGCCGUUUUCAUACGUUUCAAACUUGAAAAGGGCUACAGAGAUUUCUCCUAUCAGGUUAGAGUUAGAAAGAUUAUAUUUGUUCAGUAAGUUAAUAGAGGAAUGCAAAAAAAAGAAUCAUGUUCAAGGAUGUGGGUACUGAUGUCAUUGUUCCUAACAACAUAAAUGCCUUUAAACAGGUGUAGCGAAAAACUAGAGAAACCGCCUCUUCUGAUCCCCUGUGCUUAGCGUGUGGCGCUACAUGCUAUCGCUUCGAGACGCUACAUUGGGAGACAUCAUGAAAAGGGCAUGAGACAGCCUUUUUACAGCUCUCCCCACCCUCCUCAUCCUUUCUGUAGUUUUCACCAUGCUAGUGACAAAAGGGUUGGGGAGGACAGUAGCACCACUCAAACUUUGCCACGAAGGUGUCACCGUCACACUCAGUACUUCACAACUGGUUUACGAGACACUGUAAUGUGAAGCUGGCUCACAUAAACUGAUAAACAUUUGAGAGAAGAGUUGCAGGUCAAUGCACAUACACAAGGGUGUUCGCCAGGAAAGUUGUUUGAAAGUUAGCAUAAUUGUCACGUUGCUCCUUUCUGUGAUAGGCUGCUGUGAUUGUUGGCAGUGGUAGUCCAAAUGGAAGAAUAUGGCAAGGUGUGAAGUAUCUUGGGGGAACAUGAAGAGCGGUAUGUUUAAUGUGAGUCAGGAUUCUUUUGUUUUUCCCCUCUGGGGGAGAUGUAGAGGACAGGCCAGUGACAGAUUUUUUUUUUUCUUUUCUAAUGGUACUGAAGAAUGAAGUGUUUCUCAGGGAGACAUACUUGAUACAUCCCUCAAACUUACAUUUAGCGCCCCCCUGCCCCCCUCACUGUGAACGAACACGCAUGCCGUUCUGUCCAGAGAGCAAGAGAUUGCAUUUACGAUUUUCCGCGGAGGGGGCAUGCAUGUGCCACUGUCUGACCUAGAUUCACUCCUCCCCUUCCAACUGUCUCUUUUUUUUUUCUCACUGUCUCAUGUAGGACAGGGAACCUCUUUAACACAAAUAAAUAGUGAGUUAUGGUGCUGUCCAAAGCGUGCACGCACACAGACACGCGCACACAAAACACGUCAGGUGCAUGUUGAUAUGGACCACACCACAACAAAGAGUUCUUUCUCUUGUCCCUCAUUUUCUAAGUGAGACUGUCAGGGAUUUCUACUUUGUCUCCAACUUUUUUCUUCUUUCUUUUUAUAGAAGUGGUUUCUAUUGCUUUUUACUCCAGAAUAUCAAGAGGAUGUAAAACUGCAAAAGCCAGAUGAGGAGAAAGUCGUAUACUGUCAUGUUAUACUAGUGGUGUGAGCUAGGAAGGUGUUUGGUGUUCAGCAUGAAAUCACAACCUGUUAUCAGACUGAGUGACAACGAGAAGAGAAACUGUACAGUAACCAAAUGAAGUUGUGAUAGUUUCUUUUUCUAAAAAAAUUAAAUAAAAAUGGCUGUUGA
Molecule: messenger RNA, 4545 nt
Organism: Melanotaenia boesemani (Boeseman's rainbowfish)
Lineage: Eukaryota; Metazoa; Chordata; Actinopteri; Atheriniformes; Melanotaeniidae
Gene: dyrk3
Product: dual specificity tyrosine phosphorylation regulated kinase 3
Exons: 6
Coding region: 845-2656 (603 amino acids)
Biological process (GO): cytoplasmic stress granule disassembly; positive regulation of cell cycle G2/M phase transition; peptidyl-serine phosphorylation
Cellular component (GO): nucleus
Molecular function (GO): protein serine/threonine/tyrosine kinase activity; protein serine/threonine kinase activity; ATP binding
Source: RefSeq, a predicted model, not a curated record